GCGUGGGAGGAGGGCCAAGCACUCUCGCGAUAUUUGGAGGUACGGCGGCGGCUAGACGGAGGAUCAGAGGACCGGAAGUCCUUCGUCUUGAGCAUCCAGUGUUGGAAGCGGCCUGACUUUACCGGAAACCCUUUUCCCGGGGAUAGGAAGACGACCCACCUGGCCGGAAGUCAUUCCUCCUUGUGCUUUCCUCCCCCCGCCCCCUCUCGGAAGUUUCUGUCACCUGUGUUUGCCUCCGAUCCUUCUCUGUUUUAUUUCCAUACUAGGAAGAACCCACUUACCUAAGUCUCCUUCCCAGUUCCACUAAGCGAAUUGGCUAUCUCCCUCCCCGAGUCGGGGCUCCUCCCCCGGCGCCCCCAUGUAGCUGAGAAGGGGGCCCUAGGGGUGGUUAGACCCCUAGGAUCCUGAAGGAGGGUCCGAGAGCGGUUUCUGCUCCUGCUAUCAGGACGCGACCUCCCCAGCCCUCCUCCUCUUGCUGUCAUGCACUCUGCAGCCUUCCCGCUUCCUGUGGUUGUGGCCACUGUGCUGUGGGGAGCAUCCCCCAUCCGGGGGCUCAUUCGAGCGACCUCGGAACACAAUGCCAGCAUGGACUUUGCAGACCUCCCGGCACUAUUUGGAGCUGCCUUGAGCCAAGAGGGACUCCAGGGGUUCCUUGUGGAGGCUCACCCAGAAAAUGCCUGCAGUCCUAUUGCCCCACCACCCCCAGCCCCGGUCAAUGGGUCAGUCUUUAUUGCACUGCUUCGAAGAUUCGACUGCAACUUUGACCUCAAGGUCUUAAAUGCACAGAAAGCUGGAUAUGGUGCAGCAGUGGUACACAAUGUAAAUUCCAACGAACUUCUCAACAUGGUGUGGAAUAGUGAGGAAAUCCAGCAGCAGAUCUGGAUCCCAUCUGUCUUUAUUGGAGAAAGAAGUGCUGAGUACUUGCGUGCCCUCUUUGUCUACGAGAAGGGGGCUCGGGUACUUCUGGUUCCAGACAAUAGCUUCCCUCUAGGCUAUUACCUCAUUCCUUUCACUGGGAUAGUAGGACUGCUGGUUUUGGCCAUGGGAACAGUAAUGAUAGUUCGUUGUAUCCAGCACCGGAAACGGCUUCAACGGAAUCGGCUUACCAAAGAGCAAUUGAAACAGAUUCCUACCCAUGACUAUCAAAAGGGAGACCAGUAUGAUGUUUGUGCCAUCUGCUUGGAUGAAUAUGAAGAUGGGGACAAGCUGCGUGUACUCCCCUGUGCUCAUGCCUAUCACAGCCGCUGUGUGGACCCCUGGCUUACUCAAACCCGGAAGACUUGCCCCAUCUGCAAGCAGCCAGUUCAUCGGGGCCCUGGGGAUGAGGAGCAGGAGGAAGAAAAUCAAGGCCAUGAGGAGGGUGAUGAGGAAGGGGAGCCAAGGGACCACCCUGCCUCAGAGCGAACCCCACUCCUGGGCUCCAGUCCCACCCUCCCUGCCUCCUUUGGCUCUCUAGCCCCAGCGCCUUUGGUUUUCCCUGGGCCAUCAACAGAACCCCCACCUUCUCCUUCUUUCUCCUCUCCCUCAUCUGCCACCAUUCUAGCCUAAACUCUCACACUUAGCACUUCUUUCCUACACUGGCCAUGUUCCUCCAGUCUGCUAUGUUAGGGAAUAGGGUAAAUUUCCAUCCCCAAGUUUCUUACCCAGCCCCAUCAUUUUAAGGCAGUUGGGGUAAGGGGGCAAGGAACUGGGUCCUCACCUGGGUUAAUAAAGUUGUUUUUCUGGA
Messenger RNA from Dipodomys spectabilis (banner-tailed kangaroo rat), 1726 nucleotides. It is a transcript of the gene Rnf167, whose product is annotated as ring finger protein 167. The transcript is spliced from 10 exons. Bases 481 to 1548 code for a protein of 355 amino acids. Gene Ontology annotation, molecular function: ubiquitin protein ligase activity; zinc ion binding. Gene Ontology annotation, biological process: ubiquitin-dependent protein catabolic process; positive regulation of DNA-templated transcription; protein ubiquitination. Gene Ontology annotation, cellular component: cytoplasm; nucleoplasm. NCBI's taxonomy places the organism in Eukaryota, Metazoa, Chordata, Mammalia, Rodentia, Heteromyidae. The record is from RefSeq and is a predicted model, not a curated record.